Vespa mandarinia (Asian giant hornet) is the source of this 16632-nucleotide messenger RNA. RefSeq names its product cadherin-related tumor suppressor fat (gene ft). The record is from RefSeq and is a predicted model, not a curated record. Gene Ontology annotation, molecular function: calcium ion binding. Gene Ontology annotation, cellular component: plasma membrane. Gene Ontology annotation, biological process: homophilic cell-cell adhesion. Lineage: Eukaryota; Metazoa; Arthropoda; Insecta; Hymenoptera; Vespidae.
GUCUUUCUUUUUUUCUCCCACUUCCCCACCCUCUUACGUUUUUACAUGCUCAUCAGAAAACGCGAGUGAUAUCAUUUAGCCCCUCCCCCCCUUCUGCCCCCGUUGGACUUACAUAUCAUCAUCCAUACUCGAUCGAGGAUUAUCGUGUUAUCGAUUAUUAUACAUCGUUUCGUGAGUGAUUUCGAAUGAUCAUUGGUUUUUUCUUUUUUGUUUUUUUUUGUUGUUGGGGGGGAAGGAAUGGGAUCAUUAACUUUUGCAAGGAACAAGCAGAAGUGGUGAGAAGUUGCAUAAUAUUCGAUUUGGUAUUCGGUAAGAGUGUGCCGCAUAUCAUUGAAAUAAGUUACGCUUGCGUGUUCUUUGUGAUGUGCCGGUCCAUUUACGUUCGAUGAGAAGCUGCCAUGAUAUCCAAGUGAUAAGGAAUUUUCGACGAUCGAUCUAUUACUUCGUAUUUCCUUGAACAAUAUUUGCUGUCUAUUUUUUAAAGACGUAUUUCUUCUUUCUUUUUUGUGUGGCUUACGCAAAUGAAGUCAAGGUUAACCAUGGUAAGAGACACGAAUCGAAGAUUGAUUAUAUGACUUUCAUCUAAUACAAGUUUUAUAUAUAUAUAUAUAUAUAUAUAUAUAUAUACAUAUAUAUGUAGUUUAUAUUCAAAUCGUUGUGAUACUUGAUAGGGAAUGUCAAUUCGUAAUCGUAAUUUUUGAGAAAAAAAUCACGGUAAAAAGAGAUCUGAUUGGUCUCUUCUAACGCGCAUCUGCAGACGCGUUUCGCGAGGUGCGGCUCCGUGGGUCAGUGCCCCCACUAUCGGCCGAAGUCUCUUCUUGUACUCGCUUAACUUUCGACCGGCGGAUAAAAAGAAAGGUCCGGUCCGGCGAGAAAGGAAGAGGAGGAAGAAGAACCGAAUACACCCACCCCUUCCAAAGUUCAUCCUUAAUCCAAUUUCGAAUGAAGACGAAGUGCCGAACGGGAAUAUAAAAAAAUGCGGGCCGUUGACCGUUGCAAUCCAUUGGAGAUCAGCGCGUGCUGAUUAAUGCUUGUAAGUGGUUGACAAUGACGGAAGAAAGUGAUUGAACUAUCGAGGAUGAAACUGAAAGAGACAAUGAGGAAAAGGAACGACAGGUAGUAUUCGUGGAUCGUAAAUGAUUUAUGCCGACGAGUCGAGAAGAAUUUGGCUAAGGAAGAAGGGCGCGUUGAGGUACCGAAGAGAUGAUCAUAAGAAGAUCGAUGGUCCUAGCCUUGGUCCUGGGACUGUUGUUGGUGGACCAAAAUGGCGGCCAGGCUAGCAACAACGAGAUGCGCUCGUCGAGCAAGUAUUUUUUGCAGAACCUACCUCAAAGAGUUACACGGUUAAUUCCGCGAAGGUCACCGAUGUUGCCACAAGAUAGUGCUACCAUGGGAUUGACGAUGCAAAGUAGAGCGGUAGAUACUAGAGUUACGCUCGAAGUUAAGGAGGGUGAACCGAAAGGUACUUUGGUCGGUCAGAUACCAGUGAAACCUGGCUUUACUUAUAGAUUUAACGAACCACCCCAAGAAUUUGUGCUCGAUCCUAAAACUGGCAAAAUAAGAACAGCCAAGGUAUUGGAUAGGGAAGCUCUUAGUAGCGAUAGGUUCGACCUAGUCGUACUCUCAAGUCAACCGACUUAUCCGAUAGAAGUGAGGAUCCUUGUAUUGGAUAUCAAUGACAACGAUCCCGAAUUUCCCGAAUCUAGCAUAGCUGUGAGUUUUUCCGAAUCGGCUGUCGUAGGCACGAAAUUGUUAUUAGACGCUGCCACCGAUAAAGAUACUCCUGAGAAUGGAGUAACCGAUGAUUAUUUCAUCGUCGAUGGUAAUAAGGAUGAAAAAUUUCGUUUGGAAGUAACGGGCAAUCCAACCGGUGAGACAUCCUAUUUACAUUUAGAAACUACAGGAAAAUUGGAUAGGGAACAAGUCGAAUAUUAUUCUUUAAAUAUUUGUGCCAGAGAUAGAGGACAUCCGCCUAGAUUAGGUUAUCUUUUGGUAAACGUAACUGUAUUAGACGUAAAUGACAAUCCUCCGAUUUUUCAACAAAGCGAUUACGUCGUUGCUCUGAACGAAAGUGCACCGGUUGGUACAAAAGUUCUUACGAUUCAUGCCACUGAUAAAGAUUCCGAAGACAAUUCGAAAUUGACAUAUUAUUUACCUGAUACCGAGAGACAGUUUACGAUAAAUCCAGAGACAGGUACUAUUACAACCGCGGAACCUCUAGAUUGUCCCGAACAAAGCUGUGCGACAGCACGUCCAGGUGGAGGCUGUCCAAAGAGCUGCGUCAUAACGGUCUUUGCUCGAGAUCAUGGAUCACCCAGGCAAGAUGGACGCACCUAUGUAACGGUGAAUCUAUUGGAUGCGAACGAUCAUGAUCCUGAAAUAAAAUUUAGUUAUCUUACAUUAACUGCUGGUUAUGCAACGGUCGAUGAAAAUGCUGCUAAGGAAUCUCUAGUUGCUGCCAUUGCUGUCAUUGACAACGAUGAAGGUCUGAACGGUGAGACCACCGUGGAGAUACGUGCUGGAAAUGAACUAGGCCAUUUCAGGCUGGAUAACACGCAAAGUUUCGAUAUCGUUCGAGUGAAUGGUAAAUUGGAUCGCGAAGAAAUUCCCAAGUAUAAUCUAACAGUCGUAGCUACCGACAAAGGCACGCCACAAAGAUCGGCGACGGCAUAUCUCGUGAUCCAUGUAAACGAUGUCAACGAUCAUGAACCGGUAUUCCAGCAGAGCGAAUAUUCUGCAGUUUUAUCCGAGCUCUCGCCAGUCGGAAGCUUCGUUGCUAGCAUUUCGGCUACGGAUGCUGACUCUGGAUUAAAUGCAAGAAUUUAUUAUGACUUUGAUUCUGGUAACGAGCAAGGAUGGUUUGCCAUCGAUCAGGAUACUGGUUUGGUCACCACAAUAGCGACUUUGGAUAGAGAAAUUCAAGGAAGUAUCGAAUUGCACGUGUCUGCCAGAGAUGGCGGACCAAAUCCAAAGUAUGCGUCUACCCAUCUCAAAGUUACUAUCCUGGAUGAGAACGACGAAGCCCCGAGAUUUUCUCAAAAUAUCGUUUAUGUCACUUUGUCUGAGAAUACUCCUCCGCAGAGCCUCGUGGCAACGUUAACCGCGGUGGACAACGAUCAAGGAACCAAUGGAAGUAUCGCUUACAGUUUUCAUUCCAGCGUUUUAAGAGAUUAUCCAAAGACUUUUGCUUUGGAUGCUUUAACGGGACAGCUAACAACAAAAAUCAGCAUGGAUCGAGAAUCUAUAGCGGAGUACAGUAUCUUGGUGAUUGCUAAAGAUCAAGGAACACCUCCUCAAUCAUCGACAGCUACCGUAUUACUUUCCUUGGAAGAUGUCAAUGAUAAUCCACCCGUGUUCUAUCCAUGGAGAUAUUUGAUGCCUGUACCGGAGAGCGCACCAGUAGGUACUUCAGUUGGUAAGAUCAUAGCGACGGAUGCUGAUGCUAGAGAAAACGCUCAAAUUAGAUAUUCUUUGGAAUCUGGUGGCGAAGGAAUUUUUAUCGUCGACGAAAGAACCGGUGAAAUCACUUUGGAAGGUUCUUUAAGAGCUGCUCACAAAACACUUUACGAAUUAACCAUCUCUGCCAAAGAUACCGGAAAUAAAAUUGCUACUAGAAACGCCAUGGUCGAGAUUAUACGCGAGGAAGAUUUGGAGCAUCUAGAGUUCGACACUUACAACGGUUACAACUUCCGCGUGAUGGAGGAUAGGGGUGAAUGUAAUUCCAUGCCAUCUGGCUUUGGUAAGGAGGUUGGAACCGUACAAGUUACUCAGUAUGGCAAUACUAAAGUAACUUACAACAUUCUGUAUGGCGAUCCAAAAAGAAACUUCAAGAUAGACGAGGUCACUGGUAUGAUUAGUACAGCUGGUUGUUUGGAUAGGGAAAAUGUUGCAUUUUACAGUUUACAGUUAGCGGCUAGAGCUGGACUUGCUUAUGGGCAAACUCUUGUAAACAUAACGGUAGUCGAUGUAAACGACAAUCCACCGAAAUUUCCUAAAGGCGAAGGUGGCGACGAAGUUUAUUUGAAAGAAAAUGCUGCCGUAGGCCAAGAAGUUUAUUUGGCACGUGCCAAAGAUCGUGACGCAGGUGCUAACGCUAGAAUAGUUUAUUCAUUGACUCACAAUCCUGGAGAACAAUUUAGGGUAGCCGAAAAUUCAGGUAUCAUAUAUCUAGGAAAACCUAUAAGAGCACCACCCGGUACGGUUUUAAAUUUGGAAGUGACAGCAACGGAUUCCGACGUUCAGCCACUUUCUGCUCAACAUCAAGUAAGAGUUAUCAUCGAGGACGUUAACGAUCAUACGCCUGUUUUCAAAUUGACGAGUUACGAGACGUCGUUGUCCGAAUCAACGCCCGUAAAUGAUCGUUUCUUUUCACUAACUGCCACGGACGUUGAUCUUGGCGCUAAUGGAAGAGUUUUAUACAGCGUUACCGAUGGAAAUGCCGAAGGACGGUUUGGAAUUUUCCCAGAUGGACAGCUUUACGUAAAGAACAUAUUGGAUCGCGAAGAACAAGAUUAUUAUGCUUUGGAAGUGACUGCCAGUGAUCAAGGUAGCCCAUCGAGAAGUUCUGUCGUUCCAGUCGUCGUACAUAUUCUCGACGAGAACGACAACGCCCCGGAAUUCACUAAUUCCAGUUUUACUUUUCACUUGAGAGAAAACGAGUUACCGGAUACGUUCGUUGGAAAAUUAUUAGCCACGGAUCGAGACGUUGGUCGUAACGCUGAUUUAAUGUUUUCUUUGCCUAUAAGCCAACAAGAUUUUGUCGUGGAUCCUCGCAAUGGAUUUAUUAAGUCGUUACGUGCUUUCGACAGAGAGCUUUUAGUUAGUAAUACCGGUGCUAGCUAUGUGACAUUAGAAGCAACCGUUACGGAUAACGGCGAGAAUCGUUUGAGAGAUCGAGUCAAAGUCACCAUUUACAUUACCGACGUAAACGACAAUACGCCACAAUUUCAGAGAUUACCUUACAAAGUACAAGUUAGCGAAGGUGCAGCUAUAGGUACUCAAUUACUCAGAGUUUAUACUACGGAUGCUGACGAAGGUCUCAAUGGGGAUGUCUUCUACACUUUAGAGGCAGGCAAUCAAAAUGGACAUUUCAUGAUCGACGAGGCAACGGGACAGAUAUCUCUGGUUCAACAGCUUGAUCGUGAAGCUUCGAAUAAUUAUUUAUUGACUGUAGUAGCACACGAUGCCGGAUUAGAAACUCGUCUAUCAUCGAGCGCUACCGUACACAUUGACGUACUCGAUGAAAAUGACAAUGUUCCACUUUUCAUUGAUAACAAAUCGAAAAUUUCAAUUCUCGAAACAACGUCGACUAAUACGGAAUUACUAAGAUUCAAAGCAACCGAUAACGAUCUUGGACCUAACAGCGAACUGACCUUCGCUAUAUCCGCUGGCAACAGAAGGGAUACUUUCUACAUCGAUCCGCUCACCGGUACUUUGUACCUGAGGAAACCAUUGGAUUACGAGGAACUAGAAAAGUACGUUCUGAAUAUAACUUGCAGCGACGGUGGACACCCUAGGCUUAGCUCGGUAAUGACUCUGGUGGUCGAGGUCAUUGACACGAACGACAAUCCUCCGGUAUUUCCGAAUACAGCGAUCGUACGACAGAUUCGUGAAGGAAUACCUGUACAUAUGCCAAUAGUGACGAUAACCGCUGAGGAUCCAGAUUCCGGUGAAAACGGUAUGGUCAGUUAUUCGAUCGUCAGUCAGGAUCCUGAGGAUCAGGUACGUCGUUUCGGUAUAAAUCCAUCGACCGGCGUGAUACAUACGUUAUUGCCGAUCGAUCGAGAGGAAGUCGAUACGUUUAAGUUGGUGGUGGUUGCUACGGACAAGGCACAACCACCUAGUGCUAGAUUGUCAGCGGAGAAGUUGGUGAUUGUAAUCGUCGAGGAUAUAAACGAUAAUGCACCGAUAUUCGUGAGUAUGUCCGCGGUUAUUUUACCGUUGAAAGGUAAUCCGAGUUAUCAGCCUCAAAAAGAGGUCGUGGUAACGCAGUUGGUUGCCAAAGACUUAGACUCGAGUACGAACGGACUGGUCACAUACGAAUUACUUCGUUCGAGCGUCAACUACUCGGACAUGUUCCGCAUACAUCGUACCACCGGUUACCUCACUAUGAGACUUCCAAGAUCAACUAGAAACGCUCUUCCCGAACGUGUAUCGAAGUAUCAAGUGGGUGUUCGUGCAACCGACGAGGCCGUCCAAGCCGAAAGAAGAUCCUCGGAGACAUAUCUGACCUUGAUAAUGCCUGGGGAGGAAGGCGAGGAUCAACCGAUUUGGGAACAUCGGGGUCAGCUCGAGGGUAGUGUCUACGAAAACGAACCGGUAGGGGCGAGUAUUCUCAGAGUGAGUGCGCGUACCCGAAGAUCGAACAUCGAUCUUGAGUAUUACGUGACGAACGUGACCGCUAGUAGCGGCGGUCCUCAGGUCGACAGAUUGUUCGACGUCGACACGAAGACAGGUAUACUGUCGACCGCUGCUGCUCUCGACAGGGAAACAGGAAUCCAGUGGUACGAGGUGGAGCUAUACGCUAUAGGAAUUGGCGGCACCAGGCCCAUCACUACGUCCACCAAAGUUCGCGUGACGGUUUUGGACAAGAAUGACGUGGCACCAACCUGGGGUCCAGGACCAUGGAAAUUCAAAAUCUCUGAGGAAGCACCACCGAACACAGUCGUGACCAUUUUGAAAGCAUACGAUCCCGAUACUAUAGGAACUUUAACGUAUACAUUGGUAUCAUCGAAUCGGCCUAACAAUCCUAUUGCCAACGAUCACGAAUCUAAAAACGAUAUCGAGAGUCAAUUUAAAUUACAUCCGACCACCGGCCAACUCAGAUUGGCCGAGGCACUCGACAGAGAAACCAGAGAAAAGUACGUGCUUAAAGUACGUGCCGACGAUGGAUUGCAACACACCGACAUAACUUUGACCAUACAGGUGACCGAUACGAAUGAUAACGCUCCGACCUUCCAUGUGAGCGCUUACUCGUUCGAUGUAUCGGAGAACAUGCCGAGGGGAAGUCGCGUUGGGCAGGUCGUCGCAAGCGAUGCCGAUGCGGAAGGUGCUAACAGCCAAUUAAGUUACGCGUUAAUAUCCGAUUGGGCGAACGACGUCUUUUCUCUCAAUCCAAAUACCGGCGUCUUCACGCUCACCGCCAGUCUUGAUUACGAACAGAUACAGCAUUACAUUCUUGUUGUCCAAGCAACGGACGGUGGUGUACCGGCAUUAUCAUCGACCGUAACUGUUUAUUGCAAUGUCGUUGAUCUAAACGACAACGCACCGAUAUUCGAGGCUGGCCCGCAUGCAGCCGACAUCGUCGAGAACGCAACCGUUGGUACAUCGGUAUUAACGGUCACCGCCCAGGAUCUCGAUUCUUGGGAAAACGGUAGGGUGAUUUAUGCCGUGGUUGCUGGCGACGAGGACGGUGAUUUUGGUGUUGCAGCGAACGGUACACUUUACACAAGGAAACCACUCGACAGAGAACGGAAGCCACUUUACAAUUUAGUUUUGAGCGCAACGGACUCUGCCGUACCACCCUCUCGUCCUUUGUCAUCUACCGUACAGGUUACCGUGGUGUUGCUGGAUGUGAACGACAUGUCCCCGGAAUUCAUAUCACCAACGAAAAUAUCGAUAAUAGAGAAUUCACCAAGCAAUACCAUAGUAAUGGCAAUAAAAGCGAUUGAUAAGGACGAAGGUAGAAACGGUUACGUAGAAUAUUCCUUGGAGGACGAUGAGGUUCCAUUCACUUUGGGCCCAGUCGAUGGAUUGUUACGCGUUGCUGGCCCGUUAGAUCGGGAGCAAAGAUCGAACUAUACGUUAGAAGUUACUGCGAAGGAUCGUGGGGAACCGUCUAGGUCUAACACAACUAGUAUCACCGUUGUUGUACUCGAUGAGAACGAUAACUCGCCGAUCUUUGAUCCCAGACAAUACUCCGCUACGGUCGCUGAGAAUGCCAGUAUCGGUGCAAGCGUACUUCAGGUCUCAGCGAUGGAUCGUGACGAAGGUGCCAAUGGUAGAGUUAGAUACAGCAUAGCUAAGGGUGACGAGAAUCGAGACUUCACAAUUUCCGAAGAUGGGGGAGCAAUAAGAGUAGCCAAGAAUCUUAACUUCGAACGCAAAGCAAGAUAUCAUUUAACUAUACGAGGUGAAGAUUGUGCAGCGGAAGUAGGCGAAACAUCGCGUGGCGACACCGCACAAGUAACCAUAACUGUCCUCGACAUCAACGACAAUGCUCCCCUCUUUCUCGAUUCACCAUAUUUGGCACAUGUCAUGGAGAACAUGGUACCGCCAGGUGGAGGAUUUGUAAUCCAGGUCAAAGCUUACGACGCUGAUACACCGCCUUACAACGAUCAAGUAAGAUAUUUCUUAAAGGAGGGUGACACCGACCUGUUUCGAAUAAAUGCUAGCACAGGAGAUAUAUUUCUUCUUCGUCCACUUGACAGAGAAUUGGUACCGGAGUACACUCUCACGCUUGUAGCCAUGGACACUGGUUCUCCCCCUUUAACUGGAUCAGGUAUCGUGAAGAUCGUCGUCCUCGAUGUGAACGAUCACAGUCCGGAAUUUGCUCGGCAGGAAUACAAAGCAACGGUAACGGAGAACUUGCCAGCUGGUACCUGGGUGACAAAACCUUUGGCAACCGACAGGGACGAAGGAUUGAACGCUAAGAUAUGGUAUAGUUUAUUGGGAGAGAAAGCUGAACGUUUCUCAGCUAAUCCCGACACGGGAGAGAUUUCCACGGUAGUACCAUUGGAUCGGGAACAAACGUCGGUCUAUCAUUUAACAUUGGUGGCACGAGAUUCUAGUCCAACCGAGCCAAGAGCAUCCACCGUCAAUUUGACAAUAUUGGUGAAAGAUGUGAACGACAAUGCUCCACGAUUUUCUAGUCCACGAUACACGGCUUAUGUUCCAGGUGGAACCAAGCCUGGUGACUUCGUUUUCGGUGCCAAAGCUACGGAUGAUGACGACGGUGAAAAUUCACGAAUAGUUUAUCGUCUUCAAGGUAACGAUGCCGACAAAUUCAUCAUUGAUUCCAACAGUGGCGUGAUCAGAGCCACUCAAGAAUUAACAAGCGAUGAAACGACAUACCAAUUACAAAUACAAGCGUCCGAUUGUGGUACAGAACCACAAUACGUCACAGCCGAUCUAAUGAUACACUUAUGGGAGAGACAACUAUUUCCCAGUUUUCGUGCUAACAUUAACACAAGAUUUACUUUGCCAGAAGAUGUGCCCGAAGGUAGAGUUAUAACAAAAUUAAGCGCAACGACGCCCAAAGACGGUGCUGCUAGUAAUCUGGUAUAUGGUAUUGCUGGUGGAAACGUUGGUGACGCUUUAAAAAUCGAUCCAAAUACUGGAGAGGUUCUAGUUGCCUCUGGAUUCGAUUAUGAAACGGCACCAUAUUAUGAAGCUUGGAUCGAAGUCCGAGAUUCCGAUGCGCCAGCAUUAAGAAGUGUCGUUCAAUUGUUGGUCAAUGUCACCGACGCUAACGAUAAUGCACCGGUCAUGGAUGCAUCCAUUUACAAUGCAACUGUACCAGAAGAAGAAUAUCCACCUUUAUUCGUAUGCAAAGUUUCUGCUAAGGAUCGUGAUUCCGGUGAAAAUGGACAAGUCCUUUAUUACUUAGUCGAUGACUUUUCCGAAUCCUUUAUGAUCGAUAGCAAUACUGGAGAAAUCAGUACGAACGAGAAAUUAGAUCGAGAAGAUAUAUCAUCUUACGAAUUGAUCGUUGAAGCCAGAGAUCAAGGUCAGCCAAGAUUAACUGGCACAGCUAUGGUCAUUGUUACGGUAUUAGACAAAAAUGACAAUCCACCACGUUUCACAAGAUUGUACAGUGUCAAUGUAACAGAAAACGCAGAGAUCGGUACAUUUGUCAUACGUAUUACCAGCAGCGACAUGGAUAUCGGUCAAAAUGCGAACGUCACUUAUAUUUGUACGGAUAAUCCAGGAAAAAAGUUUUCGAUCGAUGCAAUAAGUGGUAACGUUACGGUGGCUGGUUACCUGGACAGAGAAGAACAAGAUGAAUAUCUGUUAAAGAUCGUCGCAGCCGACGGUGCAUGGGAAACAGAAACGGCAUUGACUAUCACGAUCCAAGAUCAAAAUGAUAAUCCACCAGAAUUCGAUGAAGAAGUUUACUAUUUCCAUUUCCCUGAGUUACAGCCACCUGCAUCACACGUGGGUCAGGUUACAGCUGUGGAUAAUGAUAAACAGGGUCCAAAUUCAGUGAUAUCUUACAGUCUUUUACAACCAUCGGAUCUUUUCACGGUUGAUCCAGCAACCGGUGAUAUAUUUAGCAAAAGAUUGCUCCGUUACAAGCAUACACAUCGACCUUCCUCUCCAGAAAAUUUAUAUUCCUUGACGAUAGUUGGAACGGACAAUGGGAAACCACCUUUAUCCUCGAAAACUGUUGUCCACGUGAGCGUUGUCGAUGCCAACAACAACACGCCUAAAUUCGAACAGAGAUCUUAUCUUUCACCGGUACCGGAGAAUUAUGGGGUCGGUAAAAAGAUCAUGCAAUUGAGUGCAAAAGACGAGGCAGAUUUCGGUGCUAACGCUGAGAUAAGAUAUUCAUUAAUGAGCAUCAACGAGACUUAUGAUUAUUUCUCGGUCGAUGAAAAAACUGGUUGGGUUUACGUACGUCGAAGUUUGGCUGGUAUUGCUGUGGGUAAAACAUUUGUAUUGAAGGCACGUGCCAUUGACAAAGGUGUGCCACCACAGAAAGACGAAGUCAAUUUGACUUUAGUAAUAUCAGGUGAUAAUCGACAUUCCCCAACUUUCGCUGCUGUUAGUUAUCAGGUUAGAGUACCUGAAAAUGAACCGGUCAAUACAACUAUAUUAACUAUCAGUGCUGUGGAUGGUGAUUCUGGUCCGAAUGGCAUGGUACGAUAUAAAAUAUCAGCUGGAAAUGAAAGAAACGAAUUCUUUGUACACUCUAUUACUGGAGCAGUCACUAUUUUGGAACCUUUGGAUUACGAUCUUGUUCAAAAGUAUAGAUUAAAUAUAACAGCGACCGAUUUGGGCUUCGAACCGAAACAAGCUGUCGCUACGUUGACUGUCACUGUGUCGGAUAUUAAUGAUAAUCCACCCACUUUUAAUCAGAGUAUUUAUGAAGCAUAUUUACCAGAGAAUUCGCCACCUAAUAGUUUUGUAGAUCAGGUAAUAGCCCAUGAUAUUGACUCGCCAAAAUAUGCCGUAGUAGAAUACAAGAUUCUAGGUGGUACAGGAAAAGAUCACUUCCGUAUAAAUGAGAAUACAGGGGUGAUAAGGUCAGAAAUCAGUUUCGAUUACGAGGAAGCCAAUGAAUAUACUUUAGACAUAAUCGCAGCUAAUCCAGAAUCUAGUCCCCAAAUGGUUGGGUUUACGAGUGUCCAUGUUCAUAUAACAGGAGUGAACGAGUUCUAUCCCAAAUUUAUUCAACCAGUAUUCCAUAUGGAUGUAUCAGAAAGUGCUGAUGUUGGUACUUCUGUAGGUCUAGUUCAAGCGACCGAUCAGGAUUCAGGAGAGGAUGGUCGUGUAUAUUACUUGUUCGUUGGUUCAUCCAACGAUCGUGGCUUUACAAUAGGAUCUGAAACUGGUAUAAUAAAGGUUGCCAGAAGGCUCGAUCGUGAAACACAAAAUCGUGUGGUCUUGACAGUAAUGGCAAAGAAUAGUGGUGGUAUACGUGGAAACGAUACUGACGAAGCUCAAGUAAUAAUAUCCAUUCAAGAUGGCAACGAUCCACCUGAAUUCCUUCAAAACACUUAUGAGGCAACUGUAUCGGAAGGAGCAACUCAUGGCACACGUUUACUAACUGUUAGAGCUGUAGAUAAAGAUAUAAGACCACAGAACAAUCAAUUUUCUUAUUCCAUUAUCAGUGGUAAUCUUGGUCAAGCGUUCAAAGUCGAUCCACAAACAGGCGAUAUCGAAACAGCCAAACAACUUGACAGAGAAACUAUAUCUUCCUAUGAUCUCACCGUUGGUGCUAUAGAUACUGGCUCACCUCCUCAAACUGGUACAGCCACUGUUCAUAUCGAGAUUCUUGACGUCAAUGACAACGGACCGAUCUUUGAACCCCCUGAAGUAAUCGGCUACGUAAGCGAAAAUGAACCAGCUGGUACCAGUGUCAUGACCCUUAGCGCUACUGAUCCUGAUCUACCACCAAAUGGUGCACCAUUUACGUACAGACUCGUUGGCGGUAGGCAAAGUGAUAUGGUCACACUUGAUAAACAUUCUGGUGUUCUAAGGACAACGAGAAGUUUAGAUAGGGAGACUAUGCCACAGUUGGAUCUUGUCGUGGAAGUUGAAGAUUCUGGAGUGCCAAGAAUGAAAAGUGAACAUACGAUAACCGUCAUCGUCACUGAUCAAAACGAUAGUCCUUCGACACCACGAUCCGUCCAUGUAAUAGUACAUGCAUUUAAUGGGGCUACUCCGCUUGGUAAAAUUGCAGAUGUGCAUCCUAACGAUCCAGAUAUCACUGGGGUUUAUUCUUGCAAAAUCCUUCAAAGUUCUAACACUAGAGUUUUGAGUAUUCCAAAUGCUUGCGACUUGCAUACCAACAAGAUUACACCUGGUAUCGGAUAUUCUCUAAGCGUAUCCGGUAAUGAUGGCCGUCAUCCUGACGUAAUAUCAAAAGUCACCGUAGAAUUCAUAUCCUUCAGAAACGCAACGAUAGAAAAUAGUGUGACCUUGCAAAUCAUGAAAUUAAAUGCAAAAGAUUUUCUAAAUCAACAUUAUCGUGCACUAUUGGAUUUAUUACAAGAAGAAAUUGAGGUUGACGAUACCGUAACGAUUUUCAGUCUUGGAGAAACCAAUGGCAAUGCUAAUAUUCAUUUGGCUAUUGAAACUCCGCAAGGUUAUCGCACGAAAUACGAAGUUAGCGAACUAUUGACACGUAACCGAGAUAAAAUUCAAUCACUGUUCGAUGGGACUACAUUUACAAUUGGAUAUUCUCCGUGUAAAAAUAUGCCAUGUGAAAAUGGAGGUAGUUGUACUAGUCGUCUAGCCAUAUAUGAUGACGCUAGGAUCACCGAUAGUCAAACUUUGAUCUUAACAUCCCCAAGAAUGUUACAUGAAAUGAUGUGCAUAUGCAGAGAUGGUUUUACCGGUGAGAAAUGUGAAAGAAGGCAGGAUCCAUGUUCACCGAAUCCUUGCUUAUUGGGUGGUCAAUGUCGUAGAUUGGGAUAUGACUUUCAAUGUACAUGUCCUAUCGAUCGUGAAGGAAAAAUAUGUGAAUUGGAAAGAGGGGAUGCGUGUGCCAGUAAUCCUUGUCGAAAUGGUGGAUCAUGUAGGAAAAGUCCUGACAGCUUUAGCUUCUUCUGUCUUUGUCGUCCUGGUUACAGAGGAAAUCAUUGUGAAGCUAUUACAGAUUCGUGCAGGCCAAAUCCAUGUUUGUAUGGUGGUCUAUGUGUCGGAGAAAAACCAGGAUAUAGAUGUAGUUGUCCAGAAGGACGUUAUGGAAGACAUUGCGAACGUUCUACUUUCGGUUUCGAUGAACUUUCUUACAUGACAUUCCCAGCAUUAGAUGCCAACACUAAUGACAUAACUAUAGUCUUCGCUACAACAAAACCGGAUGCUUUGUUAUUAUACAAUUAUGCACCACAAACAGGAGGACGAUCAGAUUUUGUUGUCCUAGAAUUAAUUAAUGGAAGAGUCGUGUUUUCUUAUGGUGGUGCAAGAAGUGCUAUUACAUCGGUAUCGAUAAAGAAUGAGAAAAGUGUGUCGGACGGGGAAUGGUGGAAAGUGAUAGCCACAAGAAAUGGAAGAGUUAUUUCUUUGAGCGUAUCAACGUGCAGAGAACACGGUGAUAUUUGUGAUGAUUGUAGACCUGGCGAUGGAACUUGUUAUGCCGAUGACGUUGGACCAAUAGGGACCUUGAAUUUCAAUAACAAUCCACUUCUCUUGGGUGGCCUUGAAAAUGUCGAUCCUGUAUUGGAACGACCUGGACAAGUACAUUCCGAUGAUUUCGUUGGUUGCAUGCAUUCUGUAUCGAUAAACGGAAGAUCUUUAAACCUGACAAAUCCAUUAGCAUUGCGAGGUGUGAAACCUACCUGCAGUAGAUCAGAGAAAAGCCCAUGCUCGAAAAAUGAUAAAGAUUUAGUCUCUGUUUGCGGACCAAAAUCAAAGUGUUACGAUAAAUGGCAUCAAGUAACUUGUCAAUGUGGAUUACUAAUUGCACCGAAUUGUCAUGGUGCGUUCGAGCCUGUCACUUUGAGCGAAGGUGGAUAUAUUGAGUUCAAGAUAUCAGACAAGCAUAGAAGAAUACAAUUAUUAGAAUAUCUCUAUGGAGGAUCAACAAUGUGGUAUAAAAAUCGUUCAAAACGAACAGUCGGUGAAGAGUCAAAUAUGUUCACGGUGAAUCCAGUAUUAAAAACGGUUGGCCUGAUGUUCCGUACUGUCAAACCUGAUGGCAUUUUGAUAUAUGCUGCAACGAACAAGCAUUAUACGUCAGUAGAGUUACGAGGCGGUCAGCUGACUUAUGCAUCAUUAUUGGGUUCUCCUGUUAACAUGACCAUGCACGUUGAAGGUGGCCUAGCAGAUGGUAACUGGCAUAAUUUAACUUUACACGCUUAUUCCCGAGGAUUGAGAUUGCUCGUCGAUGGUGUAUCCAAAGGAGACGAAUUGGAUUUAGCUGGAGUUCACGACUUUCUCGACCCAUAUUUAUCCGUCUUAUCGAUCGGCGGAGCUAGCCAGAAUCUUUAUCACGCUCGAAGUGCUGGCGCUAAGAGCUUCGAAGGUUGUCUGGCAAAUUUUACGAUAAACAACGAACUCCAACCAUUUAACGGUUCAGGAUCUAUUUUCAAGGACGUGUUGUAUCACGGAAAAGUUAAUACCGGUUGUAGAGGACCAAUAGGCAUUAGCACAGCUACAUCAGCCGAUCCUCUUAGCAUCGGUAUCACCCUAGUCAUAGUGUUUUUCAUUAUCCUGUUAAUAGCGAUCCUCGUGAGUUUCAUAGUUUUCCGUUUGAGACGUCAGAACAAGGAAAAGUCGGCACCAUCUGUAGUAAAUAAAAAUACGAACGCUAUAAUGACCGGUAAUCCAUUGGUAGGAACAGGUAAUGAUAAUCUCAUGUCACGUCACGAAAAUACAUACAUUUCCGAUGGAUCUGAUUUGCGUGGUGUUGGACAUAUGGGCCCGGAAUUGAUAUCGAAGAAAUACAAGGAACGUGAAAUUAAUUCGACGAGUGAGCAUAGACCACAAAGGCCAGAUAUAAUCGAACGAGAGGUAACGAAAUCACCACCGAUCAGAGACGAACAUCCACCUUUGCCCCCACCUACUCAAACCUCUCUUCAUUCGCACGAACACAAUCAGGAACCUGAUAUGCCAGAGCAUUAUGACCUCGAAAAUGCAAGUUCCAUCGCUCCAAGUGACAUCGACAUAGUUUAUCAUUACAAGGGUUAUAGGGAUGGCAUGAGAAAAUACAAGGCGACGCCACCGCCCAUUGGUAAUUAUGGAAAUCAUCACAAGCAUACUGGACAACAGCACAGACACGCCGGUCCGUUUCCACCACGAGCAAUGCCACCACCAAACGUAAAUCAACCACCUGGGCCAGCACCGAAAUUAUUACAAAGUACACCUUUAGCUAGAUUAUCACCGAGUAGCGAGUUGUCCGCUCAACAACCGAGAAUCCUAACGUUACACGACAUCAGUGGGAAGCCUUUACAAAGUGCAUUAUUAGCAACCACUUCAUCGUCCGGUGGUGUAGGAAAAGACGCUCUAAAUUCGAACAGCGAGAGAAGUUUAAAUUCACCGAUCAUGAGCCAACUCUCGGGAUCAACGGCAAGUCGUAAGGCACCGCAAUCCAAUAACGAAAAUUCGGUGAACAAUGUAUCAUCCGGUCCGAUGGGCCUGACAGCCGAAGAAAUAGAAAGAUUAAACUCAAGACCCAGAACGUCUAGUCUCGUAUCGACUCUAGACGCUGUAAGUUCGUCCAGCGAGGCCAGAGGACCACCUACUCAUGGACCUCUUCAUCUUCACAGACGUCACACGCCACCCGUUGAAAGAUUAGAACGACGAAAUUCCUCUACAACCGACGAAAGUGGCAACGAUAGUUUCACCUGUUCGGAAAUCGAAUAUGAUAAUGGUUCUUUGGUUGGUGACAAAAGAUCCGACAAUCUUUUCACGAAACAAGAUGACGAGGAAGUCACUCAGCGAACAAACGAAUCAACUCAAUCAACAAAACCGCCAUUACCGCCCAACGUUAAUUACGAUGGAUUUGAUAGUUCCUUUCGUGGCUCGUUGAGCACGUUGGUCGCCUCGGACGAUGAUUUAUCAACCCAUAUGGGUGGUCUUUACAGGCCUACCAACAAUGGCUCACCUUCGACCACAACAACGGCUCUCAGUUGGGAUUAUCUAUUAAAUUGGGGCCCAAAUUUUGAAAGUCUCGUCGGCGUUUUUGUCGACAUCGCCGAGCUGCCGGACAGCGCGAAUCGAGUACCGAAUACUCUUAGACUACCAGCUAGUAUACCCAAACCAUCGGAAGAAUACGUCUGAUAAGAUUCAAGGACAAAUUAUAAAAAACAUUCUUAUCAUUCAAAUUUGUCAUCAAAUGAUAACAAUAAUUGACGUUAUUCUACCCAAAGAAACUGUCCAAUUCGCGUUCAUUUAUUAAAUCUUGACAGAUUUCUUGAUCAUAAUAUUGAUACGAAUCGAUAGAUCAGGAACGUACAUGUGUCU